Molecule: messenger RNA, 1176 nt
Organism: Morone saxatilis (striped sea-bass)
Lineage: Eukaryota; Metazoa; Chordata; Actinopteri; Moronidae
Exons: 6
Coding region: 213-764 (183 amino acids)
Source: RefSeq, a predicted model, not a curated record
GAGAGUUUUAAAAGGGAGGCCCCUCAAGAUGUCUGACAUGUUUCUGCAGGACCGCAGGCCACUGGCUGGCGUAUAGCACAGGCUUGUGGUGGGCUGUUUGUCUGUGUGAAGCUGGCAUGGCCUCCCGUUCCUUUGCAUCUGUUCCCCAUUAGCCGAGAGUAUAAAGCAGGGAGCUGACAGGGGCUGGGAGCACUCGAGUUCCUGCCUGGAUCAUGGGGUUUACUAUCUGGCUGUGUGUGCUCUGCCUGCAGGCGAGCCUGCUGUCACACGCCCUCGACUGCUCAGGAGCAACACAGGGAGAGCUGUGUGUCAGUGGACAGACCGCAGACGGACAGUAUGAUGAUCAGAAGCAGCAGAGGGCGCUACCCUUAACUGAAGGACUGGUUUCGUUCAGACGUAAGAGACAGUUGGAGCACAGGAGUCACACCCACCUCAGCCACUCCAGCUUGCCUGGGGCCGUCUCUGUCAAAGGCUUCCCUAAUACUCUCAUCCAGGCUGAUAGGUCCAGGCGACACUUGACUCAAGCUGCGAAUAAGAAAAAGAACAAGCGUAAACCCCAUCUCGGCUCCUUCUCCCUCCUUAGCAACGACAAGAAAUCCAACCCCCUACAGGUGACUAGAGCAAGGAGACAGGUGAAGCUUGAGCCAGCCAAAAGGGGGAACUCAGGUCGUUCUGGGGCUUUCUCUGUCCUGGGAGAUCCACAGAAUGAUGGAGAGAACGACAGACCCAAAAGAAGCAUACAGAAGAUGCGUGCUUCAAAAUAAAAUGUUCUUUCUUAUUAUGGUAAUGCCUUACAAAAGAUGUGCAAAAGAUGACACAUUUUUUUAUUUUACCAAAAAAAAUCAUGUAUACAAACUGAAGAUUGGUGUGAAUUUCUGACAUGUGUUUAUUCGGUUUGAGUAAUUAAGUGAUGUCCACCAAUGCUGUUUCAAUAGUAAGCUAGCUUACGUUCAUCAGCCAGUCUGCACUUACAGAUACUUUUUAUAUACUAUUUUAAGUUUCUAAUAUAUUCCUGCAUGUUAUAAAAUCACAGAAAUCCCAUAUUAUUAUUCUAGUUUGCCAUUUUGUUGUAACCUAUUUAAUCACAGAUUCCUUAUGAAGAUUGGGGGUAUAUUUUUGCAGAAAUAUUUCUUGUGUUGUUGUAUCAGAUUUCAAUAAAAGUUUAGUGGAGACUAA